UUCAGUGUUAUUAGCCAUAUAAAUUACUGUAUUUAAAAUUAAUAUGAAUUUUGGAUUAUAAGAGAGAAUCCUGAUUAGUGUUUUCUUUUUUUUUAUUGAGUAAUUGGUGAUCAUCUAAUAAGGAAACGUUCACACUUCACAGAUGAGCUGCUUCUGAGCAAGGAUGAGUGACUCCGAAGAUUCAAACUCCAGUGGUCGGGAUGAUUUCAAACGGGUGCGAGGGCCUGCAGAUCUCCAAAGGCGUCGUCUAGAGCGUUUGAUGAAAAAUCCUGAGAAGGAAGUCCAUAUUGCGGAACCACCUAAAAACAAGCCACCUCCCGCGCCUCCGGAAUAUGUCCGAUUUUAUAUGGGUUCCAGCGCUGGGGCUGGAAGCGGGGAGUUUCAUAUAUACCGCAAUCUCAGGAGAAAGGAACAAAACCGGAUGCGGUAUAUUGAUGAACAAGCGAAGAAGGAUGAUUUGCAAAAAGCCUUCGUAGAAAGAGUUUCGGAACAGAAGCGCGCCGCGGACAAGAAAGCGGAAAAGAAACGUGCUAAGCGGUUGAAGAAGAAGGCUAAAAAAGCGAACAAGAAGGGCGAUACGAACACACAGCAGAAGGACACUAAUCAGGAGGAAAGUGAUGAUUCUUCAGAUGACAGCGGCUCGGAUAAUACGGAAAAACCUGCUGCAUCCGACACUUUUGCUGAAAAAGUACAGGAAGAAACAGCAAUUCCACACAGUGCAAGCGGCAGUGGAUCUGUUUCUGACGCCGACCGAUCCGUUGUUGGUCAUAAAUCGUAAUUAAUUUAACAUAUUCGCGAAGAAAUUUUUUGGGACGAAUUAAUUGUAGCUUUCCCGUUACAUUCUUCUUCUUUGCACGGUAUGUGUUUCAGAUUUUUUAGUUCGGAACGCGGUAUGCCUAUUUUGCUUUUUGAUAUGUUUGCUGAACUCGCUUCAGCUGACUGUAGGUGUUGUUUCCACAGCAAUGGAGUUUCCAUGUACAGUACUUGUUAGUGCUUUUAAUCGCAAGUGUUACCUGUUUGAUUGGUUCUGAUUACAACAAGGAAUUACUUCAGAAGUCAGAUUACUUACUGUAC
Messenger RNA from Paramacrobiotus metropolitanus, 1074 nucleotides. RefSeq names its product PRKR-interacting protein 1 homolog. Gene Ontology annotation, cellular component: nucleolus. Lineage: Eukaryota; Metazoa; Tardigrada; Eutardigrada; Parachela; Macrobiotidae. The record is from RefSeq and is a predicted model, not a curated record. Gene Ontology annotation, molecular function: protein kinase inhibitor activity; double-stranded RNA binding; protein kinase binding. Bases 164 to 778 code for a protein of 204 amino acids. Gene Ontology annotation, biological process: negative regulation of protein kinase activity. The transcript has 4 exons.